UUAACACCCCCCGAAGACAGCCAUGCCGCCGAAGUUGGACCCGAGUCAGAUCGUUGACGUGUACGUCCGCGUUACCGGAGGAGAAGUCGGAGCAGCGAGUUCUCUCGCUCCUAAGAUCGGUCCCCUCGGUCUCGCUCCCAAGAAGAUCGGAGAAGACAUCGCGAAAGAAACCGCCAAGGAGUGGAAAGGACUCCGCGUCACCGUCAAGCUAACGGUGCAGAAUCGUCAGGCGAAAGUGACGGUGGUUCCUUCAGCGGCGGCGCUGGUGAUAAAGGCGUUGAAAGAGCCCGAGAGGGAUAGGAAGAAGGUGAAGAACAUUAAGCACAAUGGGAACAUUUCGUUCGAUGAUGUGAUUGAGAUCGCGAGGAUCAUGAGGCCGAGAUCUAUUGCUAAGGAAUUGAGUGGGACUGUGAGGGAGAUUCUUGGGACGUGUGUGUCUGUUGGGUGUACUGUUGAUGGGAAAGAUCCUAAAGAUCUUCAGAGUGAGAUUCAGGAGGGUGAGAUUGAGAUUCCUGAGAAUUGAACUUGAGAGAAGUGUUGUGUUUGGUUCUGUGUUUUAGUUUCUAUGUUUCAGUUAAGGACAAGUCAGUUUUGGUUCUGUUGUUUUUGUCUUAUGCUAUGUUUUGAUGAGCACUUUUAAAUUGAAAUGGUUGAAACUUUGGCGUAUCAGUCGAAAUGGUAUUUGCAGCUCUUUGUAUAUGUUAAUCAAAUUUGGUGUAGUUACUAAUUACUACAUAAUGCGUAAGGUUAUAUUGUGG
Eruca vesicaria subsp. sativa (arugula) is the source of this 758-nucleotide messenger RNA. Lineage: Eukaryota; Viridiplantae; Streptophyta; Magnoliopsida; Brassicales; Brassicaceae. The record is from the annotation of a GenBank genome assembly.